AAAUUCAAGGAAGCUGUGCAGGGAGUGAAAGACAGCCAGUUUGCAUUUGACUGGUUAAGCAAGACUGCUAAGAAUGACACCCUUGCAAAAUGGGAAGCUGAGGCUGCUGCUACUCAGGAUGACCAACUCCACAAUCCCAAUGCCAUGGACAUAUAUGAAAUUCAAUUGACAAAA
Messenger RNA from Suillus subaureus, 174 nucleotides. RefSeq lists its product as uncharacterized. The transcript has a single exon. The annotation marks the transcript as partial. The record is from RefSeq and is a predicted model, not a curated record. NCBI's taxonomy places the organism in Eukaryota, Fungi, Basidiomycota, Agaricomycetes, Boletales, Suillaceae.